Molecule: messenger RNA, 683 nt
Organism: Musa acuminata subsp. malaccensis (wild Malaysian banana)
Lineage: Eukaryota; Viridiplantae; Streptophyta; Magnoliopsida; Zingiberales; Musaceae
Source: RefSeq, a predicted model, not a curated record
CAACCUGGACUUCUUGUUUGGUGGAUGGUCGGGAGCUGAAACGAUAAGAGAGGAAAGGCGAGAGACGGGAGCGAGUCGCUAUGGAGGAGGUUGAAUCGGAACAGCAAGCCGUCGCCGCGCGCCCGGCGAGGGAAGAGGAGAGGCACGGGACCAUGAAUCCUUCGCCGACGAUGAUAGUGACUUUUCCGGAUGCCGCCCGCCGCAGAGCCCAGAGCUUCCCACCGCCUCUCACGCUGGAAGGCGAAGAGUCUACCGAGGACAUGAGCCAUCACAAUAUGUGGCAGGUGUAUGCCCUUGGAGGCUUCAUGAUUCUGAGGUGGAUUUGGGCUCGUUGGAGGGAGAGGAGGGAUAGAGGGAAAUCAAAUGAAGAUUUAUAGAAUUGUGAACGUAGGUUGGUGGAGGUUUCUUUCUGAAACACUUGUUGAGAGCUUAUUGAAUUAUAGUACCACGCAUUCGCCAGCAUACUGCUCGUGAAUCCAUAUAAACAGCAUCUGGCACUUGCCUCUAGUAUUUUACAGCAUAAAGCUGCUAUACUAGCUUAAAGAUGCCAAUGUUCAUACUUGAACCACUGCUAGUUAGUUGUACUAAUCACUUUGUUUCGGGUUGACGCUCUGCAGUCUGAGAAAAAGAUUGGCAAGCAUCCUUUGGUAACAUUUUGAAAUCAUUAUGUUUCAUGUGUCUUA